GAUAUGACGUCCUGCAGUAUGGUUUCUCUUUGUAGUCUGAGGGUUGCAUCUUGUGGAAUUGCUUCUCCUGCUGCUCAAAAACUCAAUACUGGAAUCAGUCGACUCAGCUUUCCCAAAGAUUUCAUCUUUGGAACAUCUUCUGCUGCCGCUCAAUAUGAAGGUGCAGCCGCAGAAGGAGGCCGCAAACCAUCUAUCUGGGACCAUUGGUGCACUCUCCCAGAUAAGAUCGAUGAUGGAAGCAAUCCGAGCAUUACCAUGGAUCAGUAUCAUCGCUACAAGGAAGAUGUGCGGUUGCUAAGCGAUCUCGGGGUCAAUGCAUAUCGUUUCUCUAUUUCUUGGACCCGUCUUUUCCCAGAUGGCCGGGUCAAUCCGGAGGGCUUGGCCUACUACAACAGUCUCAUCAACAGUCUCCUCGAGCAUGGAAUCAAACCCUUCAUAACCAUCUACCACUGGGAUCUUCCCCAAGCGCUGCAGGAAUCCAUGGGUGGAUGGACCAACAAAGAGAUAGUGGACAAGUACGUGGAGUUUGCAGACAUAUGCUUUGCAGCAUUCGGGGAUCGGGUGAAGCACUGGAUUACAUUUAAUGAGCCAUGCCACUCUCUUAAAUACUGCUAUGCUGAGGGCAUAUGGCCUCCUGGAGUGAAGUCAGACACCGAGGUCUACAUUGCAGGACACAACACGCUACUGGCACAUGCUGCUGCUGUCAAACGGUAUAGAGAAAAAUACCAGGCCAAACAAGGAGGGAAGAUUGGAAUCAGCCUCGACGGCUUCUGGUAUGAACCUGUGUACCAGAUCCCGCAGGAUGUAGCAGCUUCAUACCGUGCACUAGAUUUUAAUCUUGGAUGGUUCUUGAGCCCCGUGGUGUACGGAUACUACCCCGAGACAAUGCGAGCUAACGUGGGCGGGAGGCUGCCACAUUUUACUGAAGAAGAAGCAAGGAAUUUGAUGGGCUCGAUUGAUUUCCUUGGACUUAACUAUUACACGUCUAUGUACGUGAAAGACUCGCCAUCGGACAUCUGGCAACCAGCAGGCUACAACACAGACAUGCGAGCCAAAACAUUAUUUGAUGUAGAUGGGAUUCCCAUUGGACCGAAGGCGUAUGAAACGAGCUGGCUGAGCAUUGUGCCGUGGGGAUUUUACAAGCUCCUCAACUACAUCAAGAAAGAAUACAAUAACCCCACCAUUUUUGUCACUGAAAACGGAUUCAACCAGGUGCACGCUCCUUAUAAGGACUCAAUGGAUGAUAAUGAGAGGAUUCAGUACCUUACAGGCCACUACACCAACAUGGCGCAAGCAAUAAGGGAUGGUGCGGAUGUUCAAGGGCACUUCAUAUGGUCCUUUCUGGAUUGCUGGGAAUGGAAGUCCGGGUACACAAACCACUUUGGGCUAUUUUACGUUGAUCGCAAUACGCAGGACCGGCUGCCCAAGAAAUCUGCAUAUUGGGUGAAGAACUUUUUGAAGCCUGAUCGUGGCUUGAUUCUUCCGAGCGCAACUCCACCACUGGUUCAGCCUCUUGGAAAAAAUGUUGCCCUCGCACCAGCUCAGGCAGUCCAGGCGUUUUAGCUCAGCUCGUGCAAAAUAAAGAAAUUCACCUGUGUGGUCGUGGGCUGAAAUAUGUUUAAGAAAGUAUUCGGUCUUAGGGGCAGUCGAAAUACAAGCUAACCAAGUUGCAAGACUGAAUGCGUCCUAUAAACACAAACAAGCUGUUCAUAGAUCCAAAUACAGCUACAGCAAAAUUUCGGCCUGCA
Messenger RNA from Selaginella moellendorffii, 1748 nucleotides. Its product is annotated as beta-glucosidase 7. The record is from RefSeq and is a predicted model, not a curated record. NCBI's taxonomy places the organism in Eukaryota, Viridiplantae, Streptophyta, Lycopodiopsida, Selaginellales, Selaginellaceae. Gene Ontology annotation, biological process: carbohydrate metabolic process. Gene Ontology annotation, molecular function: beta-glucosidase activity. The coding region runs from base 4 to 1563 and encodes 519 amino acids. The transcript is spliced from 12 exons.